AUUGAGGAGGUCAGUCGCACUACAACGAAGAUCUGGGAAAUAAUAACGGCUCUUUAACGGCAAUUAUUCCUGCUAUAAAAAUUAUGAGGAAAAGAAUGUCUGAAGAUCCAAUAAAGCCUUCAUAGAGCUUAAUUUAGGCGUAGAUGCAGAAUAAGACAGAAUUCAGCUUUAACCGGUGGGUUUUGUAUAGUUCAUAAUUAACUUGUGGAAUCCACCGCUGUAAAAUGUGGAGAUGAUAGCUAUCAUUUUAUAAGCUUUAAAUGAGGAGUGGCCUUAUUCCGAAGAAGAUGAUGAUGAAACCCAAUAAGAACCGUGUAAAAGUGGGCAUGUUUAGUCUAGACUCUAGAGAGAAAACCAGGGGAAGAAGUUCCUCAAAUAUUUAAAGGGCUAUCAUCUGAAGAAAAAAAAAAGGUGUAGCUUUAUUCUAAGAAGGUAGGACGAGAACCAGCAGGUGCAGCCGAAGCUUUACCGAAGGCGAUCCAAACUUGAAAUGACAGUUGUUAAACAGUUUCCUAGCAUGAUCCAUCUCUAGAAAGAAAUAUUACAGGACUAUGAUUUGAUGAUCCCAGCUCAAAUUCAGGAAGUUGGAGAAGACAACUGAGUUCCUUUCCAACCCUGAUUCCCGGUGGUGAUUUUGAGAUACAUAUUUCGCUUGCAUUCCAUAGUUCUUGGAUUUCAAAGCUCUGCAAGAUUCUCAGUAACAGGUGAUCAGUUCUGGAUUUUCCAUGCUGUUUUAUUCCUGGAAUGAUUUCAAUAAAGAUUACUUCAAAAUGAUAACAAACAUUAUCAUUUUGAGUAUACUUAUAUGUAUUUCUUUAUCUUUCUGGAUUGUGUCCAUGACCGCAAGCACAUAUUAUGGUAGCUUGCGGCCAAUUUCUCCAUGGCGCUGGCUUUUUUCAAUUUUGAUCCCACUAAUAAUUGCUUCACGAGGAUUUAGGAAAAAGAGUCUUGAUCAUGGUGGAGCAAUAGGAGGUUUAAUUGUUGGAUUUAUCCUCACUGUUGCAAAUUACAGCUUUUUUACCUCCAUGCUUAUGUUUUUCAUUACUUCUUCCAAACUUACUAAGUGGAAAAGAGAAGUAAAAAAACAAAUAGAUUCAGAAUACAAAGAAGGUGGACAAAGAAAUUGGGUGCAAGUAUUUUGCAAUGGUGGUGUACCUGCAGAAUUGGCUCUGCUAUAUAUGAUUGAAAAUGGACCAGGUGAAAUUCCAGUAGAUUUCUCUAAACAAUAUACAGCAUCCUGGAUGUGUCUAUCAUUGCUGGGUGCUUUGGCCUGCUGUGCUGGGGACACCUGGGCUUCAGAAAUUGGCACUGUCAUAGGUCAUGAACCUCGGCUAAUAACAACCUGGAAAAAAGUUCCUGUAGGUACUAAUGGAGGUGUUACUUUAGUAGGUUUAAUUUCAAGUCUGCUUGGAGGCGCAUUCGUUGGUAUGGCUUACUUCAUUUCCCAGUUGAUUUUUGUGAAUGAUUUGGAUAUAUCUGCUCCACAAUGGCCAAUUAUUGUGUUUGGUGGUUCUGCUGGUUUACUAGGCUCUAUCAUUGAUUCCUACUUAGGAGCAACAAUGCAGUACAGUGGUUUUGAUAAACGUACUGGAAUGGUUGUCAACCAUCAGACAGAAAAUGCAACACAUAUUUCUGGUAAACCAAUCCUGGAUAACAAUGCAGUGAAUCUCUUCUCCUCUGUAGUCAUUGCUUUGUUAUUGCCAGGAAUAGCAUGGGGAUUUUGGCCAAGAGGAUGAAGACAAGUAUCGACUUGCAUUUUUUUUCUUCAAACAAGCUGUGACCUAAAAGAUACUCCACCAAAAGUCUUUAUAAUUCUAGACUGGAAUACAUUCCUGCAACUAUUCUGAAAACAUGCGGAAUCACUAGGUUAUUAAAGUGAUACUUCCUGCAGCAGUUUUAGGUAGCUAAGACAGACAGGAAGAGGCGGAGUCCUGAUUUAAUAUUGCUUCUUAUGUAAUAGACUAUAGUUAUCACUUGAGUUAUUACUUGAUAGAAUAUUUGAUUGCACUUCAUUCUCGAUAAUCUAUUAGGCAAAUGGGAACUGGGAAGACUAAAAUAACCUGUGGAUAGAAUGCCACUACAGCUACCUGAAUAAGUUAAGGAUCUUGGUCUAGUGACUAAACUAAAUGCUAAACUUUCUAUAUUAUUUUGAAAUCUAUUUUUUUGUGGGGACCUAUUGUAGCUAGUGAUCACUCUAGGUACAACAUUCAAUACAAUCACAACUUUGCUUUUUGCCAUUAAAAUAUUUUUUAAAAUGUGUAUGGUAUGAAACCUAAUACUGUCCUGUUGGUGCUUGAAAUUUAAAGUUUAAUUUAUUGGGUUUAAAAUAUUAUGUUUAAAAAACAAGAACGUAUGCUUUGGCCACUGUCUGUAAUUAGCUAUAGUUUUAUUCUGGCAUAUGGAACAAAUAGUUAUAUUUGUUCAAAAUUUGUUUGAUCUUUGAGAUGGAUGUUCAUUUUAAAUUGUAAUAACUUACCACUGAUAUCUGAAUAGAUAGGUUUAUUUCUUCAUAAAGAUUGGGCCAAAAGUGAAAUUCAAUUAAACUGAAAGCAACUCUUACUGAUAAAUUACUUUUUAUUUUUCUUGUAUAAUUUUUUAAAAAAUAUAUUGGCAAGUUAUAUUACAAAUGCAAUGAAAAAUUUGUCAGGUUUGUUUGCAAGUAGAUCCAUUUUCCAUAGACUUAUAUUUGUCAUUUUAUAUAAAUCAGAUACUAGAAUUUUUAAUUUUACACUAAUUUUAAAGGAAAAAAGGUAAGACGUUGGUAGAUGCUUCAAAGAGGCUAUCCCUACAGACAAUUUUUAAUAUUGUUUGUAGAAAUUGACUGUUUUCAAUUGUUUUACUUAUCAGUUACAACUGUACAUAAGAAUUCAUAUUAACAAGAAAUGUGCAUAAAGAAAAUUUGAAGAACCAUUUAUAGAAAUUGAUUAAAACAACACAAUAUGCACAUAUGUAAUAUAGGACAUUGGGAAUUUCUGCAAAAAUUAAUAUACAGAUUUCUGUAAUAUAGACACUGGAAUACAUGGCAUAAUAAAGUGAAUACAGCACUAACUAGCAUUGACACUUAAGCAUCUAAAAAUUUGGGUAUUCGUUGGUAAUAGCAAAAUAGAUAAUAAAAUCUUAAUGCAACCCAAGAAAUUGAUUGGAUUGAUGAAGAUCUGGUUAAAAUAUUAUAGAUAUCAGUGAAGCAUUGUGAACUAAUUAUAAAUAAGAAAAAUAGAAAAUACAAUAUUUAAUGGAAUGUAUGAGUUGGGGAGAAGAAUGUAAAUUGAAAUCUUUUCUGUGCCUCGAUGUAUUUAUACAUCGUGAUAAAUAGAGCAGUAGGCAUCUUUUUUGAAAAUACAUGUAGAAAAUGUGUCCCAAAUGAGGCUCUUACAAAUAUGUUCAAAUAAAAGUGACUUUAAAAUGGCA
Pantherophis guttatus is the source of this 3408-nucleotide messenger RNA. It is a transcript of the gene FAABTP, whose product is annotated as transmembrane protein 19. The record is from RefSeq and is a predicted model, not a curated record. NCBI's taxonomy places the organism in Eukaryota, Metazoa, Chordata, Lepidosauria, Squamata, Colubridae. Gene Ontology annotation, cellular component: membrane.